AUGUCAAAUUCAACUGCAUCACAAGUUUUGAAGUUAUAUAGACAAAUGAUGAAAGCUGGAAGUCAAUUUCCUAUUUACAGCUAUAGGGCUUAUGCGUUAAGAAGAAUAAAAGAUGCAUUUAAGGAGAACAAAACUGUUACGGAUCCUGAUGUAAUUAAUCAAUUAAUAUCUAAAGCAAACCAUAACCUAGAAAUAAUCAAGCGGCAGGUUGCACUUGGACAUGUUUAUCACCACCCUAAAUUGAUUAUCGAAACAUUACCAAAUCAGAAGAAGCCUUGA
Molecule: messenger RNA, 279 nt
Organism: Trichoplax adhaerens
Lineage: Eukaryota; Metazoa; Placozoa; Uniplacotomia; Trichoplacea; Trichoplacidae
Exons: 3
Coding region: 1-279 (92 amino acids)
Biological process (GO): iron-sulfur cluster assembly
Cellular component (GO): mitochondrion; L-cysteine desulfurase complex
Source: RefSeq, a predicted model, not a curated record